Messenger RNA from Hordeum vulgare subsp. vulgare (domesticated barley), 1267 nucleotides. RefSeq names its product NAD(P)H-quinone oxidoreductase subunit 5, chloroplastic. Gene Ontology annotation, biological process: ATP synthesis coupled electron transport; electron transport coupled proton transport. Gene Ontology annotation, molecular function: NADH dehydrogenase (ubiquinone) activity. Gene Ontology annotation, cellular component: chloroplast. Lineage: Eukaryota; Viridiplantae; Streptophyta; Magnoliopsida; Poales; Poaceae. The record is from RefSeq and is a predicted model, not a curated record.
UGGGGUACACUUUCUCUUUGUGGUAUUCCACCUCUUGCUUGCUUCUGGUCCAAAGAUGAAAUCCUUAGUAAUAGUUGGUUGUAUUCGCCCUUUUUUGGAAUAAUAGCUUCCUUUACUGCAGGAUUAACUGCCUUUUAUAUGUUUCGGAUAUAUUUACUUACAUUUGGUGGGUAUUUGCGUGUUCAUUUUCAAAAUUACAGUAGCACUAAAGAGAGUUCCUUGUAUUCAAUAUCCUUAUGGGGAAAAAGGAUACCCAAAGGAGUGAAUAGGGAUUUCGUUUUAUCAACAACGAAGAGUGGAGUUUCUUUUUUUUCACAAAAUAUACCCAAAAUUCAAGGUAAUACAAGAAAUAGGAUAGGAUCCUUUACUACGUCUUUUGGGGCUAAAAACACUUUUGCCUAUCCGCAUGAAACGGGAAAUACUAUGUUAUUUCCUCUUCUUAUAUUACUACUUUUCACUUUGUUCAUUGGAUUCAUAGGAAUCUCUUUUGAUAAUGGAGGAAUGGAUAAUGGAAUAGCAGAGUUAACCAUAUUAUCAAAGUGGUUAACUCCCUCAAAAAACUUUACCCAGGAAAGUUCUAAUUCUUUUGUAAAUUCAUAUGAAUUUAUUACUAAUGCAAUUUCUUCUGUAACUCUAGCUAUCUUUGGUUUAUUCAUAGCAUAUAUCUUCUAUGGAUCUGCUUAUUCUUUUUUUCAGAAUUUGGAUUUAAUAAACUCUUUUGUAAAAAGAAAUCCUAAAAAAGAAUUUUUGGAUCAAGUAAAAAAAAAUAUAUACAGUUGGUCAUAUAAUCGUGGUUAUAUAGAUAUUUUCUAUACUAGGGUCUUUACCCUCGGUAUAAGAGGGUUAACCGAACUAACGGAGUUUUUUGAUAAGGGUGUUAUUGAUGGAAUUACCAAUGGAGUGGGUCUUGCUAGUUUUUGUAUAGGAGAAGAAAUUAAAUAUGUAGGGGGAGGUCGAAUCUCGUCUUAUUUAUUCUUUUUUUUAUGUUAUGUAUCUGUGUUUUUAUUCUUUUUUCUUUCUUAAGUUAAGGAAUUCAAGUCUCUUGCAAAAAUAACUAUCCUACCCCUUUCUACAAUCUCUCUAUAAUCCCACCUUGUUACAUAAGGUAAGUAUUGUAUAAUCGUUCGGUUUUCCGCGAUUUUUUCCAUUCCUCUGUGUAAAUACCCUAAUAUGGGUUCACAAUCAAUAACAUCCUCACCAUCAAGAGUAACGAUCAGUCGAAGAACACCAUGCAUUGAUGGGUGUUGAGGGCCCAUAUUGACUAUCA